Molecule: messenger RNA, 1065 nt
Organism: Impatiens glandulifera
Lineage: Eukaryota; Viridiplantae; Streptophyta; Magnoliopsida; Ericales; Balsaminaceae
Product: ethylene-responsive transcription factor ABI4
Exons: 1
Coding region: 1-1065 (354 amino acids)
Biological process (GO): response to stress; positive regulation of DNA-templated transcription
Cellular component (GO): nucleus
Molecular function (GO): transcription cis-regulatory region binding; DNA-binding transcription factor activity
Source: RefSeq, a predicted model, not a curated record
AUGGCCUUUUCCUCUUCUUCUUCCAUUCCCCUUUCUCCUUCUCCCCCUCAACAACAACACCCUAAUUCCCCCUUUCAUUCACACACCACCACUACUACCCCACCGCCACCACUUUCUCUUUCUUCUUCCUCCACCAUCGGAGGAGGAGGAGAAGGAACAUCAGGAGUAUUAGGUCAAAAAAAGUUCAAAGGAAAAGGAGGACCAGAAAACAGCAAAUUUAGAUAUAGAGGAGUUAGACAAAGAAGUUGGGGCAAAUGGGUAGCCGAGAUCCGCGAGCCACGCAAACGCACGCGCCGAUGGUUAGGAACUUUUGCAACUGCCGAGGAAGCAGCUCGAGCCUACGACCGCUCCGCUAUUCUCCUCUACGGUUCCCGAGCCCAGCUCAAUCUCGAACCUAAUCCCGGCUCACCCCCGCCUCCUCAAACCACAUCAACGUCACCAACCAAGGUUAAUAGUAAUAAUAACAAUAACUCUUCAUCUUAUUCCAGCACUUCCUCCUCCGGCGGCCCCACUCAGUCUCUCCGGCCAAUACUUCCCCGUUUCACGCUUUCCGACCUCCCUUUCCCCUCCCUUUCCGUUCCCAUUAUUCCUUCAGUUCCCAUUAUUCCUUCUCCAUACGGACUUUACUAUACCCCUAAUUCCAUCCUACAAAGUUAUCCAACCAUUGUACAUCCCUUACAUCAUCAUUAUCAUCAUCAGCAAGUACAGAUUAACAACAUGUAUGGAUCAUCGGCAUCCGAGGAUGUGACAGUAGCAACUCACCAUGCGAAUAAUAAUAGUGGUAAUGAUGACGAAUCUGGCCGACAGAGUAAUUGUGUGUACGAGGAUAUUACUUCGUUGGUCGGAUCUAGCUUGUCUCUGUGUCCUCAAGACAAUAACAUCAACACUAGUCAUAAUAAUACUACUAAUCCAUCUUUAGUCGUUUCUUCAACGGAAUCGGCGACUGAAUCGGCGACGGAGAUGGUGGGAUCUCCGAUUCCAAUUUGGCCGCCGUUAAGCACAAGCUUUGACGAGUAUCCACCUUCUAGUAUGUGGGAUUACAGCAACCCUUUCUUGGAUUUUUGA